AUGCAUAAAUUUAAGUUGUCUAAAGGGAAAAAAGGGUUUGUCGCUUGGAAAAUAGACCUCUCUAAGGCUUAUGACAGGUUGAGUUGGCAUUUUGUUGAGUAUGUGCUUCUUGAAUUAAGGCUGCCUGCUCCGUUUGUUAAGUUGAUAAUGCACUGUGUUCAAUCUGUGAGAUAUCAGAUUAAUGUGAAUGGGGAAUUGACUGCUUCUUUUAGUCCAAUGAAUGGUAUUAGACAGGGAGAUCCCUUAUCUCCCUAUCUUUUUGUUCUAUGUAUUGAAAAACUCUCUCAUAUUAUUUGUGAUGUUGUUGAUAAGAAGAAGUGGCGGCCUGUGAAAUCUUCUCAGUCUGGCCCUGCGAUCUCCCACCUCUUUUUUGCUGAUGAUCUGGUGUUGUUUGCAGAGGCUAGUGCUAGCCAAGCUAAAAUUAUGAAGAGUUGUCUGGAUCUGUUUUGCUCUGCUUCUGGACAAGUAGUCAAUUUUGAAAAGUCUGCUGUUUUCUGCUCUCCUAACACUUGUAAAGAGGUUGCUAAGGAGAUAAGUUUGAUUUGUGGCUCUCCUCUUACUAAUGACCUUGGUAAGUAUCUAGGAAUGCCUCUUUUGCAUUCUAGAAUCGGAAAACGCACUUAUAGUUCUUUAGUUGAUAAGGUGCAUAAACGCUUGGCAGCUUGGAAGAGUAAGCUUCUUUCUUUAGCUGGAAGAGCCACUUUAAUUCAAGCAGUUACAGCUUCUAUCCCUAUUUAUGCUAUGCAAACUACCAAACUACCUGUUAGUGUCUGCAAUGAUUUAGAUCGGCUCAACCGUAAUUUUUUCUGGGGUAGCAGUGAGAAGAAAUAUAAGAUCCAUCUUUGUCAAUGGGAUUUGGCUUGUAGGCCUAAAGGUAAAGGAGGUUUGGGGUUUAAAAAGACUGCUAGUAUGAAUCAGGCUCUACUUGCUAAGAUUGGGUGGAGAUUGCAUUCUAAGGACAGUGGUUUAUGGGCAAAAAUUUAUGAGGCUAAGUAUCUUAAAGGGGCUUCUAUUUUUGAUAUUUCUCUUGGAGCAAGGCAGGUUUGUUCCACUACUUGGAGGAGUGUUAUACAUGGUAUCCAAUUACUUAUGCAAGGGAUGUGUUGGAGAAUAGGUCGGGGAGACAGUGUAAAAUUUUGGGAGGAUAAUUGGGUUACUGAUGCCCCUUUAAUGCAGCUGGCUGGAGUUCUCACCAUCCCCGAUAGCAAUUGCCCUGUUUCAAGUUUCUCUAAGAAUGGCUGGUGGGACAUUGACAAGUUGAGAGGUGUUCUUUGUGAAGAUCUUGUUCAACAGUUUAUUCUUGGAGGUUGUUCUACCCCUGACUCCUGCUGGAAGUCCUUGUGGAGUUUAAAUGUUCCUCCUAAGUUGCAAUAUUUUAUGUGGCUGGCUUCUCAAGGCAAAAUCUUAUCAAAUGAUCAGCGUGUUCGAAGGCAGUUGGCGUCUGACCCUUCAUGUGGCUUUUGUUCUUGGCCUACUGAAACUGUCCUUCACAUUCUCCGUGAUUGUGAGCGUGCUCGAUCUACGUGGAAUGCUAUUCUCCCUGCCUGUGCUCGUCAUUUUUUCCAUUUAGAUGCUCAGCCUUGGAUGAAGGUCAAUAUGCUCUCUAGAGAGAAAUGGAAUGGUGAUGUUCCUUGGAGUACUGUUUUUGUGUUUACUUGUUGGCAUCUAUGGUGUUGGAGAAAUAAGCAUGUUUUUCAGAAUGAGGAUACAAUCAUUUUUAGUCCAAGGCAAGUUAUUUGUGGGGCUGCUCAGGAGUGGAUCAAGUCAACGUCUAAUCUCACUGUCAGGGUAAAUAAAGUUCAAAUUCAUGUUGCCUGGGAGCUUCCUGGUCCUGGACAGUUCAAGCUGAAUGUGGAUGGUUCAAGGAGAAGCGUUACUGGCUGCAUUGGUGCUGGGGGAGUCAUUCGUGACUCUUUUGGUGGCUGGGUAAGUGGUUUUGCUAUUAAUCUGGGAAAAGGUCAAGUUCUUGAGGCUGAGAUAUGGGGUCUCUUCUUUGGUUUGAAGUUAGCAAUUGAGAAAGGCAUCAGUAGUCUCAUUAUUGAGAUGGACUCAGCUAUUGCAGUCAAUCUCUGUCAGAUUUCUUCCAUGCUUUCUUUGCACCCUUUAGCUACUUUGGUUAGGAACUGCUGUGACCUUAUGCAACAGGUUCCCAGGUGUGCUCUUCAGCAUGUUUUUCGUGAGAAGAAUAUUGUUGCUGACCGGUUAGCGAAUUGGAGUUAUCAAGUGGAUCUUGGGCUAUGCGUGUUUGAGCAGGCUCCUAGUUGGUUGUGUAGUCUGUUCCUUGGGGCUUUGCCCCCUUUCUUAAAAAAAAAAAUGAAUGUGGUCGAUUAUGCCGGAGGCAUGCCAUUAGCUCUUAAGAUUUUGGGUUCCAUAUUCCUUCACUGCGACAACAAUGAAGACUGGAAAGAUGAAUGGAAUAAGUUGAAAAAAUUUCCCAACCAAGAUAUUGAGAAUAUGUUGAGACUAAGUUAUGAUGGAUUAGACAAAAAUGCAAAGGAGAUAUUUCUUGAUAUAGCAUGUUUCUAUAAAGGGAUGACAAUAGAUUUUGCUAAGGAAAUGAUAGAUAUAAGUGGUUUAUUUGCGGGUGGAAUUAAAGUUCUCAUUGAUAAGUCUCUCGUAUCAAUUUCAAGAUGGAACAGCCUAGAGAUGCAUGAUUUGGUUCAGGAAAUGGUGUUUUCAAAGGCAUGCCUUCGCGCGCGUCGGAGCGAGGCGGGAGGAAAACGCCCGAGGCGGUCGGCUGUUUCGCGAGUUGCACGUUUAGCACUGGUAAGGCGUGAGAAGGCGUUGCAAGGCGUGGCCAGGCGGAGGGAGGCGUUGCAAGGCGCACCAUAUCUAGAAACUUCUGAACAUGAAGAAAUUUUCAGCUAUGAAUCGAAAAGAUCCUGCGUGGAAGUAUGCAAAAGAAAUAGUGGAGGAAAAAGCAAGUCCUUAAGAGCGAUGCUUAUGGAUGAAGAUGAUGACAUAGAUAAAGAUCCUUCAACAUUUGAUAGUGGGAAAUAUUCUUUUCAUAUUGAUACAGUUGAUCAAUAUGAUAGUGAUGCUAGUUUGAAUGAUAUUAGUGUUGAGGAGUGGGAUGAAUCUAAGAUUGGAGAACCACACUUGGAUUGUGCAGACUUCAAAAAGAUGUCUAAUCUAUGUUCACUCAAUCUCGGCGAUUCUAGCUUUGGCAACUAUUGCCAAUUAAAAAAAAUCUUGUUGAGCUUCGAAUGCACGGCAGCAAAGUUGAGCAACUUUGGAAUAAAGACCAGGUUAGUGCAUCUCCCUCCCACCAUUUGUAAAUUGAAAUCUCUUCCCGAACUUGAUCUCACUGGUUGCUCUGAAUUUGAAGACUUCCCAGAAAUUUUGGAGCCUAUGAAAGACAUGAAGUUUCUUUCAUUAAAAGUAACAGCGGUUAAAGAGCUACUCUCAGCAAUUGAAUGUCUCUUCAGUCUCAUUAAAAUUGAACUGACAAAUUGCAAAAGGUUUACGAGUCUCCCAACAAGCAUUUGUAAGUUGAAAUCUCUUACACUUAAUCUCAGUGGGUGUUAUGAAUUUGAAGACUUCCCAGAAAUCUUGGAGCCUAUGAAAGAUAUGAAGAUUUUUUCAUUAAAGGGAACACCUGUUAAAGAGCUACCCUCAUCAAUUGAAUGUCUCUUCGGUCGCAUUAGAAUUGAACUGAAAAAUUGCAAAAGGCUUGCGAGUCUCCCAACGAGCAUUUGUAAGUUGAAAUCUCAUCAAGAACUUGAUCUUACUGGUUGCUCUGAAUUUGAAGACUACUCAGAAAUUUUGGAGCCUAUAUCUUCGUCAUUGCAAGAACCUUUAGUUUGUCCCAAAGAGCAUCUACAAUUUAAACCGUCUAAUUACUCUGAGCUAAGUGGAACCAUGAUUGAGAGCAUACCUGCAAACAUCAAACAAGUUUCUUGGCUAUUUUGCCUGUCCCUGAUCAAUUGCAAGAGCCUUCAAUCUUUACCAGAGCUCCCAUUAAAGCUAUAUUCUCUUAAAGCACAUGGCUGCACAUUGCUUAACAUAGUGUCAAGCCCAAGGACUGCACUCACACAUGGGUUGGAUGGAUAUAAUUUGUUUCCAGGGUUUAACCAGGAACUUAUUUUCUCUAAUUGCCUAAAAUUGGAUCAGAUUACAUGGAACCACAUAAUGGCGGAUGCACAACUUAGAAUUAUGCAUUUGGCAUUUGCCUCAUCAAAGUUUGACAAAUUUGAAGUAGCUUCAUAUGCAGAACUUUCCAAAGAAAUUGAAGUAGCAGCAGAUGUAGAACUUGAAGCAGAAUUUGAAGACGCAUCAGAUGUAGAAUUUUCCGAAGAAAUUGAAGUAGCAUCAGAUGUAGGAGAAAUUGAAGUCGCAUCAAAUAAAGCCUUCAGUUACCGUUGUAUGCCCAGGACAUGA
Prunus armeniaca (apricot) is the source of this 4380-nucleotide messenger RNA. The record is from the annotation of a GenBank genome assembly. Lineage: Eukaryota; Viridiplantae; Streptophyta; Magnoliopsida; Rosales; Rosaceae.